AUGACCAGAGGCAGUGGGCGCCCCACUGAGAGGUCUCCGGCCAAGGUGGAAACUAGCACAGUGACCCCCAGGCCGGGACAUCAGGUGCCCACCACCCCCGGAGCGAGGGCUACACGGAGGGCGGCCAGAGGCGCCAGCACUGCAGCCGUUCCAGCCACAAAGGGAGCCCGGGUGCCCCCACGCACCCCCCCGGCCCCCAGCGCCCCCACGCAGAGGACCCAGAGACUGCAGGCCACCAACUUCAAGGCUGAGCCCCAGUGGGACUUCGAGGACCAGUACAGCUUGGACAGCGGGAGCCUCCGGACGGCCUGCCCGGACUCGCUGAAGGUCAAGGCCUCCAGGUCCCCCUGGCUGCAGAACCUCUUCCUGCCCAACCUCACCCUCUUCUUGGACUCGAAGCGCUUCAGCCGGAGCGAAUGGGACCGCCUGGAGCACUUUGUGCCGCCUUUUGGGUUCAUGGAGCUCAACUACUCCGUGGUGCAGGGCGUGGUGGCGCACUUCCCCCGGGUGCCCCAGCAGCAGCUGCUGUUGGCCGUCCUGCCCCCGGGGAGCUCCCGCUGCAUCAGCUGCGCUGUGGUGGGCAACGGAGGCAUCCUCAACAACUCGCGCCAGGGCCAGGAGAUCGACAGCCACGACUACGUGUUCCGGCUGAGCGGGGCUGUCACUGAGGGCUACGAGCAGGAUGUGGGCACGCGGACGUCCUUCUACGGCUUCACGGCCUUCUCGCUGACCCAGUCGCUUCUGAUCCUGGGCAGGCGGGGCUUCCGGCAGGUGCCCAAGGGGAAGGACGUCCGCUACCUGCACUUCCUGGAAGGUGCCCGGGACUUCGACUGGCUGGAAGCUGUGCUCCGGAACGAGCCCCUGAAGAAAAAGAGUCUCUUCUGGUUCAGAGGCAAUCCCCGGGACGUUUUCCCCGAAGACCUGUCACUGGACAGGUACCUGCUGCUGCACCCGGAUUUGCUCCGCUACAUAAAGAACAGGUUCCUGAGGUCCAACAGGCUGAACACUGCCCAUUGGAGAAUAUACCGGCCCACCACCGGGGCCCUCCUGCUGCUCACCGCCCUCCAGCUCUGUGACCAGGUGAGCGCCUACGGCUUCAUCACGGAGGGCCACGAGCGCUUCUCCGACCACUACUAUGACAAGACGUGGAAGAAAACCGUCUUCUACCUCAACCACGACUUCAAGCUGGAGAGACAAGUCUGGAAGCAGCUGCACGACGAGGGCAUCAUCCGGCUGUACCAGCGCCCUGUGACUCCCAAGCCCAAGAUCUGA
This is a messenger RNA of Condylura cristata (star-nosed mole), 1272 nucleotides long. It is a transcript of the gene ST6GALNAC1, whose product is annotated as ST6 (alpha-N-acetyl-neuraminyl-2,3-beta-galactosyl-1,3)-N-acetylgalactosaminide alpha-2,6-sialyltransferase 1. The coding region runs from base 1 to 1272 and encodes 423 amino acids. The record is from RefSeq and is a predicted model, not a curated record. The transcript is spliced from 8 exons. NCBI's taxonomy places the organism in Eukaryota, Metazoa, Chordata, Mammalia, Eulipotyphla, Talpidae. Gene Ontology annotation, molecular function: alpha-N-acetylgalactosaminide alpha-2,6-sialyltransferase activity.